GUUAAAUCGCAAAGAGAGAUAACUCUAAUAGCUUCGAGAAAUUUCUAAAAACAUGGCACAGGCAAAGGAAAAGGCUGAGGAAUUGAAGAAAGAGGGCAACAAGGCGUUGGCAGAGAGUAAUUAUGAAGAGGCACUCAGACUCUACACAGAAGCUCUGACGUUGGAUAACAAUGCUGUUCUUUACAGCAAUCGUUCAGCAGCCUACUCCAAGGCAGGAAACCAUUUGAAAGCUUUGGAAGAUGCUGAAAAAGUGAUAGAGUUAAAACCAGAUUGGAUGAAGGGAUGGUCCAGGAAAGGAACUGCCCUCUGUUAUUUGAACAGAUAUGAAGAAGCGAAGAUAGCCUUUGAAGAGGGUUUAAAGAUAGAGCCUGAUAAUGAACAGAUGAAGUUGGGACUUAAGGAUGCAGAGUCAAAUCUAACAGGCCCAGGUGGAAGCCAGCCCAUUUCAAACCCGUUCAAAGAUCCACAGGCCAUUCAGAAACUGGAGUCUCAUCCCAAAACUGCAGCUUACAUGAAAGAUCCAAGGUUCCGAGCCCAGAUCUUGAUGAUGACUCAGAGUAAUUCAUUACAAAGCAUCAAUGAUCCCCGUAUGAUAAGCUGUCUGGGAGUUCUCAUGGGUAUGGACUUCAACAUGAUGGGCCCUGAAGACUUUCCCGAGGAAGACUCUGCCAACCCUCCAGCCUCAAAACCUCAGCCUUCAAAUAAUUCCUCAGAUUCUAAUCAGUCUAAGAAUUCUGAUAAAAAAAACAAUGAACAAUCUGCAGAACAGAAAAAGGCGCUGGCAGCAAAGGAGAAGGGCAAUGCAUCAUACAAGGCCAAAAACUUUGAGGAGGCACUACAGCACUAUGAGGAGGCUGUGACGCUAGACCCCACAGACAUGACCUUCCUCAAUAACAAAGCUGCUGUGUACUUUGAGCAGCAGGACUUUGACCAGUGUAUCGCCACAUGCGAGAAGGCCGUGGAUGUGGGCAGGGAAAAUCGGGCAGACUUCAAAGUCAUUGCCAAGGCCCUAGGUCGAUGUGGGAAGGCUUACCUGAAGAAGGGAGAUGAGGCAAACGCUUUAAAAUAUCUCAACAAAUCUCUGUCAGAACAUAGAGCUCCUGAAAUCGCAAAACAGGUCAUUGAGAUAGAGAAACAAAUGAAAGAAAAAGAGAGAUUAGCGUACCUGAAUCCAGAAAGGGCAAUGGAGGAAAAAGUUCUAGGCAAUGAAUUUUUCGGGAAAGGAAAUUACCCAGAAGCAUUGAAGCACUAUACGGAGGCAAUAAAAAGGAACCCAGAUGACGCUCGACUCUACAGCAACCGAGCAGCAUGCUAUACCAAACUUAUGGAGUUUAACUUGGCAUUGCGAGAUUGUGAUCAAUGUAUAAAGCUUGAUUCCACGUUUAUAAAAGGUUACCUACGGAAGGGAGCUAUCUACUCGGCAAUGAAGGAUACAUCUAAAGCAGCAAUGGCUUAUCAGAAAGCCCUGGAAGUGGAUCCAAACUGUGCUGAGGCCCAGCAGGGUUACCGGAGCUCUGUAGUACAGGAGAACAGUGACCCAGAGGCAGUAAGGAAACGUGCCAUGGAGAACCCAGAGAUACAGGAGAUACUGGGUGACCCCGCCAUGAGGCUCAUACUGGAACAGAUGCAGCGAGAUCCCAGCGCACUUAAAGACCAUUUGAAGAACCCCAACAUUGCGGCCAAGAUUGAGAAGUUGCUUGAAGCAGGGAUAAUUGCCAUACGCUGAUGUUCGCUGUUGCUUUAAUUCUACUUUAUACAUCCAAUUCUUCAUUCUAUUGCAAUUGUAUCAUGAUCAAUUAUCAUUUUGUAAGUGGAACAAUCACACUACUGAUCAAAACUUUCAUUUUACAUAGAAAAUUCAUUGCCAGUUAAAAACUGGCUGAGUGACCAUGAAUCAGUGUUGUAUGUUUGCUUGUUCUAUUUUAUGUAACCAUUUUCCUUUGUGAGAUGGGUUUUAUUGUAAACAUAAGUUUGUACUAUACAAAAAUAUUGAAAGGGUUAAUUCAAAAGAAUAAUUAAGGUUAAUUUAAGAGUUUUUUAAUCUGCAAAUGUGCUAUCUUUUUGUUAAUAUCAAAGUUAUUUGUGAUUGGUCAUAUUCUACUUGUUAUAUUAUGUUUUUUUGAUGAAUGGUUUGUAUUUAUGUUUGUGAUACACGAUCCUGUGUGUCAGAGUAAAAGAGUGACAUUUCUUAAAAAAAAAUCAUCAAACCUAAAAUACUAAGAUAUAAGGGAAAUUUGGAUGAGAGAAUUAGCUCUUGACUGUCCGAAUUGAUUUUGAGCAUUUAAUAAUGUAUCAACAGAAAUUAACUAGUGCUACUUUUUCAUUUGUUCGAUAUGUUAUAAUUUCUUUUGUAUUCCAAGUGUUCAAAUCAGGAAUAAAUCACACUGGGAACAAACACUCUCUGUUUGGUCCAAACCACA
Mya arenaria is the source of this 2420-nucleotide messenger RNA. Its product is annotated as stress-induced-phosphoprotein 1-like. The transcript is spliced from 13 exons. The record is from RefSeq and is a predicted model, not a curated record. NCBI's taxonomy places the organism in Eukaryota, Metazoa, Mollusca, Bivalvia, Myida, Myidae. Gene Ontology annotation, molecular function: Hsp90 protein binding. The coding region runs from base 53 to 1726 and encodes 557 amino acids.